AUGACACCUGAAGUCGAGUAUUUAUUGUCCCUCGAAGCCGUUCGUGAGAGAUCUAGGAUCGUUUUCAAGGCUGCUCAAAAGGAUCAGCUUUCUCAUUUCGACUAUCACGCCUCCAAGUUGCCCGAAGCUGCGGCCUUCGUGACUUCCGUGAUUAAUCGUGACUUUGGGCCGGACAAUUUUGAAUCCAUUCCUCCUCAUGGCCGCUGGCAACACUUCAAUGUUGGCGGAGUUCCCAGGAUUGAUGAUCUCAAUCGUCAAUGGAAACAUGAAGGGUACAGUGCGAAACAGCAAGCUCAAAGAUUGAUCGACUUGUUCGUUGUAUCCGUUCUCCUGGACGCAGGUGCAGGUGACAAAUGGAAGUUCGUGGAACCUGGAUCUGGACAGGUCUACACGAGAAGCGAGGGUAUUGCAGUGGCAAGUCUUUAUAUGUUCCUGGAAGGCACUUUCUCGACGACAGAGGGUUGCGAUCAUAUGGUUGACGGUGAGCUUUGCUGCAGAACAUUUAUAUGCAUAAGGCUAAUUGUUGGCNNAGCCAAGGGACUGCAACGUAUCAACGAAGAAACACUGAUAAAAGGCUUUCAAAUUACUCCAGACAACCCUAUGGUUGGUGUGGGUUCUCGCGCGCAGUUGCUUUCUCGUCUUGGCGACUCUUUACUCGAGCACUCUGAUAUCUUUGGUCCUGAAGGACGACCUGGCAAUCUUGUCGACCACGUCAUCCAGACAGCAGAACCUGGGAGCAAAGUGUUAGACUACCGCGUGUUCUGGAUGACACUACAGAAACUUCUGAUCCCUAUCUGGCCUAAGGAUAGAACACAGAUCGACGGUACAUCUAUUGGUGACGCCUGGCCUCUGGCAGUUCUCGAAAAGCAGAACGGCGGCCAGGACAUCAAAAAGCACAUUCAACCCUUCCACAAACUUACGCAGUGGCUUGCUUACUCGCUCAUGGUUCCCUUCGUCAAUAUCAUGCGAUGCUCCUGGCGUAAUGCAGAGCUCGGCACUGGCCUUCCCGAAUAUCGCAACGGCGGCCUCUUCGUAGAUCUCGGGGUACUGACUCUCAAGCCUGAGGCUCUAGAACGUGGCCAACGCGCUUCCGGACAAGAAUUACCUAUGUUCAAAGAUAGCGGCGAUGAGAUCGUUGAGUGGAGAGCUUUGACAGUGGCCCUUCUGGACGAAGUGUACGCUAUUAUCAAGAAGGAUAUGGAUGAGCAAGGCGUGCAAUUCAGCAUGGCACAAAUGCUCGAAGCUGGCAGUUGGAAAUCAGGACGAGAGUUGGCUGCACAGAGAAGACCUGAGACAAAGUCAAGUCCGAUCUUGAUAAAAGGAGACGGCACAUUGUUCUGA
Molecule: messenger RNA, 1341 nt
Organism: Aureobasidium musti
Lineage: Eukaryota; Fungi; Ascomycota; Dothideomycetes; Dothideales; Saccotheciaceae
Source: the annotation of a GenBank genome assembly